This is a messenger RNA of Neoarius graeffei (lesser salmon catfish), 631 nucleotides long. It is a transcript of the gene pnx, whose product is annotated as posterior neuron-specific homeobox. The record is from RefSeq and is a predicted model, not a curated record. Gene Ontology annotation, molecular function: DNA-binding transcription factor activity, RNA polymerase II-specific; DNA binding. Lineage: Eukaryota; Metazoa; Chordata; Actinopteri; Siluriformes; Ariidae. Gene Ontology annotation, biological process: regulation of DNA-templated transcription.
AUGCAACAAGAAGCCAGGAAACCUCAGCGGAUUUCUUCUUUCUCCAUCGCUGAUAUCCUGGAUCCCUCGAAAUUUACAGGAAGGCAUCAGGAUGCGCAGAGAGACAAACUUUCCGCCUACAAAAGCAAGAGAAGCUGCGAUGAAUUGUCUGGCGAUGAAAGUGCCGAGGUGUCAGAUGAAGUUUCAGCAGCUUCAGAAGCGAAAGAGGGCCCUCGGAUCAGCGCUAAAGCUAAAAUCAAGGGGCGGCGCAUGCGCACGGCGUUCACUCUGGACCAGCUGCACGUGCUUGAGCGCAGCUUCCAGAGCAGCCAUUAUCUGUCUGUGUUUGAGCGCCACGUCAUCGCCAAGGCUCUGGAGCUGUCCGAGACGCAGGUUAAGAUCUGGUUUCAGAACAGACGCACCAAGUGGAAGAAAGAGCAAGAGGGACGAGAGCUGGAAGAACUGUACCAGUGCGCCACGAUAGCACCAGUGGUUGUACCGACCACGCUGCCACUCGGUACCACCUCCUGUAACAGAGCGAGUCCAGCGCGUUUCUACUCUGCACGGAACCUUCUGACCACUUAUCCUGCACUUGCACUGCUCUGAGGCCAGAGUCGACUCGGUUCCUUUUUAACGACUCUGAAUUUUUUUU